UUCGGCACUCACUCUCUGCAGCAAUGGUCUGCUGCAGACAGAUGACCAGAGGAUCGCAGUGCCCAGUGGAACACCAAGAAGAACACAGCUCAAACUGCACGAGAGGGACCGGGACUGUACCAGGCACUGGGGCUGGGGGGUGCUCAUGAUGCGAGAAUAGGAGGGGGGGCUGUUCCAUUGCAUGCUGAUGAGCAAGUAAAGUGACAAGGGGCUUCAACGUGAACCAUGAUGAACAAAGACAAAUCUAGGAAGGCCUUUGCACUUCACCUCUGCCUCCUCUUCACCACGCUCCUCAUCGCUGUCCAGAUCUACAUGGAGUUUAGAAGCCCCCAGUCUUCUUCCUUUCUUGGUAGACUGCCCACUCCCGACGGCCAUGGUGUCCCUGACCUGAGCAGAGACCAGGGCAGGAGAAGAUCUGGAGGAAGAGGUGCAGACCAGGUGGACUUGAGCAGAGACAUGGUUAUCAAGAGGCAGGUGUCAUAUGUGAGGAGUCUGCAGAGGAACCCAGCAGUCAUGACAGCAGUGGGAGGCACAGAGAGCCCAGAGAAGCUGGCAGACUGUUGCCCUGUCCAGCACAAGCACAGAAAGUCCCAGCGAUGGCACAUUGACUUGCAGCCUUGGGCCAAUCCGAAUCAUUCCUUGGAGGAUGAAGCAAAGCGAUUCCUGGAUUAUAUCACUAGUCCUCAGCAGAUUUCCUGUGGAAAUGCACUGGAGAACGGAGUGAUUAAUAACCCCUGGAUCACAGGGUCGCCCUGGCUGGCCUGCCUGGAUGGGAGAUACAGCCUGGCUCAGCAAAUUAAGAAGAAACAAUGCCGAGUGUAUUCCCUGGGGCUGGGGAGCGAGGACAAGCAGUUGGAAGUGAACUUGGCCAAGGCAGGCUGUGAGGUCCACUGCUUCAACCCCAGUAUCAAAGUGCCACAUGUUCAGGAGGCCCAGCGGCUCUGGCAUCACCGACUGUCUAUCGACUGGAGGGACCCCAACCCUGCCAUCUCGCCAAACAAACAGCACAGCAACACCAAAAAGCUGGGCGCCAUCUUGAAUGACUUUGGCCACAGAAAGAUCGACGUUCUCAAGGCCGACAUGGAGAGUGCCGAGUGGAAGAUCCUAGAGAACCUGGUUCUGGAGAACGUCAUCGAUAAGAUCGGGCAGCUGCUGUUUGAGGUGCAUCUGCACUGGCCCGGGUUCGAGGUGAGCGGGGACGACAGCACGGUCGUGCGGUACUGGUACAGCCUCCUGAAGGAGCUGGAGCACAGCCACUUCCGCCUCUUCCACAGCCACAGGGAUGACAGCAAACCCCAAGUGUUCCUGCAGAAGAACCUCCUCAAUGCCAGCAGCAGCUACACCCUGAGCUGGGUGAACACCAAGUGGAGGCACCAGUAAGCGUGCAGUCAGAUUGUCCAGGGCAGACAAAGGGGUGGUUGAACCUGGCCUCCAAUUAGGCAGGAAAGCGAGGUAAUUUCACUUGUUCAUGGUGUAACUCAUUCUUGCAGCAGGACUGUGUUGAGGGCAGAGCUUUCUUUUAGGAAGAACUUGCAUCUAUCAAUUAAUAGUGGAAAGGUACAAAUGGAGAAGAUUACCAAAAAAAAUAACACUUGGCACCCUAAUGCAAAAUUCAAGCAUGGAAAAAGCCUUGAAUUCACAUCUUAAUAAGAAGCAGACUGCAUGCUUGAUCAAGCUCCCCAUUUUGGUGUUUUUCUGCAACAGCCUUCCUUUGAAGUUACCUUAAAUUGUUUUCAGUGAAGCCAGCAGGCAGCAAAGGUUGCAGAUGUCUAUUCAGCUUGGCAUCGGAAUUCAUGUGACUGGUAAAGCCGCGCUUCGCAUCCAGCUCAGCAUGUGCGUGCGCAAGCAGCACGGUCCCUUGAUGGAGUCAUUCUUAAAAACUAAACCUGCUUGCAAUAACGUGUCCAUAGAGCAAGCCCAGAAAGCAUGGCACAGUACCUCCACUUUUGAGGGAGGGGUGAUUAUGAAACGCCAGUGUUUUGUAGUUUGUUUAUUUGUUUGUUUUUUAAUGCCAACAGAAUGCAGAUGAAUGGAGCCCUUAAAUGGACACCUUAAGGUUAGUUUUAUCACACAAUGUUUUCACAGCCUACAUAGGCUCACCAUUCAAGUGCCAUAAAAGGGGUUGACAAUAUGUUACAAGCAAAUAAACCUCUUUACUGUUUUACUGAUUGUACACUAAAAGCCCAUUCACUACCAGGUCAACUUUAAAUCAGACUUCUCUCCAUUGACUGAGCUUCACAGGUAACUGUUCCAGUGAAAUCUUAUUACGUAGCAUGGACAUUACAUGCAAAAACGUAUUAUUUCCAAUAAAAUAUUAAGAACAGUCAUUCAAUGGAAUAAGUCUGAAUGUUUUGUCUAAUAGGUUGACAGUAAAAGAAAAAGAAAAAAAAUCAUGUACCAUUUACUGCGUGGCUGUGACAGCAUCUGGAUAGUAUCAAAGUAAGCCUCCUGGAGUUUCCACAACACACUGCCAAAGAAUGAGUGAAUGUUUCACUCAUCACACUGCCAAAGAAUGAGUGAAUGUUUCACUCCUCAGGCCUAGACAAUACAUUCUCUUCCCUUUGGAGGACAAAAUGUAAAGUGGUCCUUUGUGAUUAUUAAAUUGUUUUUCACUGGUCACUAUUUGGGGAUUUUUGAAACAAAAAAAAAGCUUUCUUUUAACACCGAGGUUUUUUUUUUUCAGUCCUCAUGGCAACCUCAAAUUUAAUUUAAAAAGCUUUUGAUGUAGAAAGGUGAAGCCAUCAUGCAGGCUGAGCAUUACAAAACAUUCCACCACAUUCAGGCCCCCUUGCAUUACACUGAAACUGAACUGUUUCAGCACUGCAGACCUGUCUAUUAAAACACAUCGACUCUCAACAGGACAGGCAACUAAAAUCAGUUUUUGGUACAAUAAUUACUAUUUGUUUUUAAUGAGUUGUUAAAUUAGCAUUAGUUUUAGUUUCUCUUUUGGUAAAAAAAAAAAAACCCAACAACAAUUAACACUCAAGUAACAAGACCAAACCUGUCUAACCAAUCAAUAUAUAUAUAUAUAUAUAUAUAUAUAUAUAUAUAUAUAUAUAUAUAUUACUUGCCAACACCAAUCAGUACAUGUUUUUGAAUCCGUUUCUAAGGUUACCAGUGUGUGUCACAGGUGGGUUACCUGCAAGGCAGCGCAUGAACAUGAAGGAGACUGUUUUGAGUUUGAUUUGGCUUUUGUAUAACUCUCUUUUUUUUUCCUCUGUGAAGUGCCCUGGGAUACUUGUUAUGAAGGGCGCUGUAUAAAUGAAAUGUUGUUGUUGUAACAUUUUAAAAAAGUUUAAAGUGAGAAUUUAUCGGAAAUUAACUUUCAGAUAUAAAAAGUUAAAGAACAAUUCAAUUCAUAAUGAAACUCAAACGUUCUAUAUGAUUAUCAUUUAUAGAAGGUUCUAUGACGUUUGCCAGGAGAGUGCAUAUUGAUUAACCUUAUCCCAAGUUUCCAUCUGCAUCAUGACUCCAGUCUGUAAAAGUCAUCAUACUGCACGAACUGAACUGAUUAACUGAACAUUAUACAACUGUCAAAGAUCACAUUUUUGUAUAAGUUCAUAUUCAUAAAUAUCUUAAUCUAAUAUUUCCCUGAUAAUAUUAAUUGAUAGACCUCCAUUCUGUAAACACCCUCCUGUAUCAUCCUUCAGACGGGACACUCAUUAGCAGGGAUCCUAGUUUUCCGCAAUAAAAAUGAAAUUCUCCGAAAAUUAAAAAAAUGAAGCAUU
Messenger RNA from Acipenser ruthenus (sterlet), 3728 nucleotides. Its product is annotated as probable methyltransferase-like protein 24. The record is from RefSeq and is a predicted model, not a curated record. Bases 226 to 1380 code for a protein of 384 amino acids. Lineage: Eukaryota; Metazoa; Chordata; Actinopteri; Acipenseriformes; Acipenseridae. The transcript has 5 exons.